Chiloscyllium plagiosum (whitespotted bambooshark) is the source of this 7450-nucleotide messenger RNA. The record is from RefSeq and is a predicted model, not a curated record. Lineage: Eukaryota; Metazoa; Chordata; Chondrichthyes; Orectolobiformes; Hemiscylliidae.
GAGUGCUCCUCUCCUGGGCGGCGGAUGUGAGCAGCGGCGAGCGGAAGUGCAGCGUGAGCGGCUGUUGCCGGGGCAACCGACACCGAGCCCGGCCCAAGGCCCGGGGAGAGAAGAGAGAGAGAGAGCCCGGAGCCCGGCCUGCAGAGUGAGCCCGAGUCAAUGGAGGGCCACUGCUUACACAGACAGUCUGCCCAAGUGAAAACAGACAAGGACAGCUUAAGGGAAUGGGGUGAGGUAGUUGGUUUAAACAAAACCGACCAAAAUGUGUUAAUGGACUUUGAUGAAAAACAUGAUCAAUAUCUGAUAUUCCUUCAAUGCAGAAACAGGGUAUUGAAAAGAUUAAAGGCAAAAGAUCCUAAAAAGAUACAACUAGAGCGGUUAGAGCAAGGAUUUUCCAUCUAUGUAAAUGGCGCCAACUCUGAAUUAAAGAGGCAACCAAGAUUUGAAGCAACUUCAAGAUCAGUGCGGACAGCUGAUUCUGCUGCAAGAACAGCAUUGCACGCUGAAAAGCUACAAGAAUUAGAUGAAAUAAAGCGUAGAACUCAAACUGCACCGGGCAAAGUUCAUCGUAAAGGUUGGGUGCAGAGUUCUGUCAAUAUUAAAACAGAAAAAGGAACACAGUUGCACCUUGGUCCACCUGUAGAUUACUCCGAUGAUUUUGAAGCUUAUGAAAGUGUUGAUAUGGAGACAGAGGAUAUACCAUCUAGUUGUUCUAAGAUUCUCACUGAUGAUUCUACCAGGAUUAGAAACAACUCUUGUUUUCCUUCAAAUUCUUCCUUCAUAAAACCUGGAAGGAUUGCAGAUGACAUCGGCUCUGAUGGCAAUGAAAAAAUACUCCUGAACAUACACGAAGUUAAGAUGUUGAGAAGAAGCUUGCAGCAGACUGCUGACCUCCAGCUUAGUGAUGAAAAGAGCACUGGCAGUGAGGACUCUGAUUCUCUAGAGGACGAGAAAAUUGGAGAGCAGAUUGAAACUCGAGAAUCAACAGACAGUCUGGAGAACCUACAGCUGAAUAAGCAAUCUUUCCAGCAUGGCCCAGAGGCUAACCACUGUGCCUUGCAUCCUGGAGAUUUGAUUGUACUUGAAUUUGGUCCUAGAACAAAAAGCAGUCGAAAAGAGCAAGCUCUGACAGUGGCUAGGAAAAAUGAUGUGGAAUCUUACAUUCCCUUGAAACCCAGUCUGGUGAAAAGUAAAUCUUUUGACAGAUUCACCUCUUCUAAUCAAGAUGGAGUGGACCUGAUUUCAACUCAAGAAAGUCGUCAAGAGAGGGUACUUUCUGCUGCAAGAAGGAAUAUAUGCCAGGGGAAGGAUCCAGAAUUAUCAGCUUCGAGUGUAUUUCAAGCCAUGCAGAAAGAAAAUGAAGAUAUGCUGAAAAGUGUAGAUAAGCAGAGAACAAUAACAAAAACGCCCAUAUGUUGGCAAACGUUAUCCAACUGUUGCAUUAUUCAGCUUUCACCUUCAGAACCAGCAAUAAAUGGCACACUACAGUGUUCACCUGUACCAGUAAAGCACAAUAUGAUCAAUAAAGCUAUUGAACGAAUCAGCUAUUUGGAACCAAGUCAACAAAAGAAACUUCUAAAGCUGUUGGAGAAAAUUGAAGUGCCUUCUAAUGAUAGGUCAAAUAGCAGCACCAUGAAAGCAAGUAAAACAGUGACUACUGAGACUCAACAGAGUAAUGGCACGUCGGGCAAUACAUUGGUGAAGGACAUAAUUUAUGUCACACUGGAAAUUUUGUCAAACUGGGGCAACAUUGACAAAGUCGGCUUAACAGAAGUACAAUUUUUUGAUCUAAAACAUCAGAAGAUUUUUGUUUCUCCACAUGAUGUUGAUGUCAGAAAUGCUCACAGUCCUGGGAAUUUGAAUCGUUUAGUGAAUGGAAAGACAAAGACCACGAAGGAGCGUCACAUGUGGACGUGCCCCUUCCAUCCACCUGUUCAGUUAUAUUUUGUUGUACGUAGCCCAAUCAAAUUGUGUCUCUUCGGUAUUUCUAAGAUCAAGAUUUGGAAUUAUAAUAGAAGCCUCAAUGAGCUUGAUGUUGGGGCAAAGGAUGUGAGGAUUUAUGUGGACGGUAAUCUUGUAUAUGAAGAAAAACUUGAAAAAGGCUGUGGAAACCAAGUGUUUGAUUACAGUACAACCAUUGACUUGAGAACCAACAAAAGCAAAGCUACAUUUGAUACUUCCAGUGGGAGUGAUAUGGAAGAACAAACUGAAGAAAGGGUGAGCUCAGAAAGAGACCCAAGCAUUGAGCAUCCAGAGCAAGCAAAUUCCUCGUUCUUUCUAAAUUCAAGGUUAGAGGAGAGAGAUACAAUUGAUGCUUUCAGUGGGAGUGAUACAGAAGAUCAAGCUAAUGUAAUUGAGAACUCAAAAACAAAUCUUAAUAUUGGUUCUCCACAUCAAGCAAGUUCCUCAUUCUUUUUAAAUUCUAAUUUAGAAAAUAAGAAGAAUGCAUUCAUUUAUUCGAUUGAUUCACCAAAGUGCAGAAUUUCUGCUGUGGAGGAAGACAUAAUGUUAACAGCUCCAGUUUCAGUCGAGAUAUCGCUCCAGCGGGUAAAUAUUUCAGAAACCAAUAGGGAAGAAGAGAUUUAUUCUGAUGAAGAACCAGUCAUGAAAGACCAGCAGGAGAAAAUAUCAGCAAAGAAAAUAACAGAUAUGCCAUCAGCUUCAAAAAUACCAUCAUGGCUAAAAUCACCAGAGAAUGAAAAACCUAAGCAAAGUAAACGGAAAAAGCCUCCAUGGCUCAAUAAUGAGACACCGAUAGAUUUAAAAGUUGACAACAAUUCAGCUAAAUCUGAUGAGGCAAAUUGUAAUUGGCCUGAUCUAUCUGACCCUGACAAUAGUUACAAAAACUCAAUUGGUCCAACUGACAAGAUUUUAAAAUGUAAUAAGAAAAAGUUAGUCAACUCUCAUGACAAGGGCAAAGUACUUACUGACAAAAAUUAUUUAGAUUUUCUGGACGACUUCAAUGAAAGUGACUGUUAUGUGCCCUCGUCACAGGGUGAGGAGAAUCAAAGAACUGACUUUCCUAUUAGUGGAAGGAGAAGCUCUAUGAAGAGUGCCAGACAUAAAGAACUUUUUAAUGUUAGUGAAACUGAAGAACUUCUUAAAAUAGAAAAUCAGAAAACUUCAAAGACAUCAGGGUCUACAAGACCAAAGUGGCAAAAUGAGCAGGAUGACACACUGAUGGAAUCAUGGGAUUCUUUAUUAAAGUUUAACAGGUCACAGCGAGGUCGGAUAGCCAACUUGGAUUUUGAGGGAGAUGUUUUUGAUGAGUUUUUGCAAGAGCAAAGAAUUGGAAGAGAAACAGGAUUGAAAUCCUUGUACCAAGAAUCAAUGCAUGAAGUUGAAGAGGGAAAGGAAGAACAUACAACUGACCUUGAAAGGGAUGAUGAUGGAAGUGAUGAUUUUGAAAUUCCAGUUUUGCCUUUUGGCUGUCGUUUAAUUAUUAAUAUUACAUCAACUUGGGGUGAUAGACAUUAUGUUGGACUUAAUGGAAUAGAAAUAUUCAGUUCAAGCGGAGAACCUGUACAAAUAGUACAAAUAAGAGCAGAUCCAGCAGAUAUUAACAUAUUACCUGCUUAUGGCAAAGAUCCAAGGGUUGUUUCAAAUUUGAUUGAUGGUGUAAACAGGACGCAAGAUGAUAUGCAUCUCUGGCUUGCACCUUUCACUCCAGGACGAUCCCAUUUCAUCUAUAUUGACUUUGUAACUCACUGUCACGUGGCAAUGAUUCGAAUUUGGAAUUACAACAAAUCGAGAAUACAUUCUUUCCGUGGUAUUAAAGAUGUUGAAAUCUUACUGGAUGGGAAACUGAUCUUUAGAGGAGAAAUAGCCAAAGCAUCAGGAACUUUAAAUGGAGCUCUGGAACAGUUUGGAGAUACUAUACUUUUCACGACAGAUGAUGAGAUUCUGGAUGCAAUGUCCCAGUACGAUGAGACAUUCACAGCUAAUAUUGACUAUACUCAGCCGCUCACAUUUGAGGAAGAGCUCAAUAGACCUAGUACUGCAGAUGGUGAAGGAGAGGAGAGGCCAUUCACACAGGCUGGCUUUAGAACAGAGGGUGAACAGGUGCAAGAACAAACUCCAUUCCUGUUGGGUGGAACAGCCAGUCAGAUGCGAGCAGAGUAUACUGGGAAAUGUGUACAGCUAAAUUUCACUUUGACUUGGGGAGACUCUCACUACCUUGGGUUGACUGGACUGGAAGUUGUUGGCAAAGAUGGUCAGGCACUACCUGUCACAAUGGAUGAUAUUGAAGCUUCACCAAGAGAUCUAAAUGAAUUGCCAGAGUAUAAUGAAGACAGUAGGACAUUAGACAAGUUAAUUGAUGGGAUUAAUAUCACUUCAGAGGAUGAGCACAUGUGGCUGAUUCCUUUUACCUAUGGAGAGAAUCACAUCCUCACAAUCAAUUUCAAUAAACAACAGACUGUCAUUGGACUUCGCUUCUGGAACUAUAACAAGUCACCAGAAGAUACAUACAGAGGGGCGAAAGUUGUCCACGUUACCCUUGAUGGAUACUGCAUUUCACCACCAGAGGGCUUCCUCCUCCGAAAAGGGCCAGGCUUAUGCCAUUUUGACUUUGCCCAAGAAAUUCUCUUUGUAGAUUAUCUUCACAGGAACAGCAAAGUAGCAGCAAAGCAGCAAACUGGGAACUGUCUUAGGAACGUGGAACAGGCUAGUAUGGAUUAUGAAUCUCCUUUGAUGCCAUGUGGCUUUAUUUUCCAGCUGCAGUUGCUGACAAGCUGGGGAGAUCCUUACUACAUCGGUCUUAAUGGACUAGAAUUCUAUGGCGACAAUGGGGAAAAGAUUCUUCUAACAGAGAAUAACAUUUCUGCUUUUCCAGAUAGUGUGAAUGUUUUAGAAAGUGUUUCGGGGGAUGUUCGAACCCCAGACAAAUUAAUUGAUGGAAUAAAUGACACAAAUGAUGGGAGACACAUGUGGUUAGCUCCUAUUCUUCCUGGAUUGGUAAAUCGGGUUUAUAUCAUUUUUGAUCAACCUGUUGCAGUUUCAAUGAUUAAACUCUGGAAUUAUUCAAAAACCCCUCAAAGAGGGGUGAAAGAAUUUGGGCUACUUGUUGAUGAUUUAUUAGUCUACAAUGGAAUCCUAAAUAUUGUGAGUCCUGUGGCCCGUGGUAUCCUGCCAACUUGUGAACCUAUUAUCCCAUAUCAUACUAUCCUUUUCACCAAUGAUGAGAGGAUUACACAUAGAGAGAGAAAUACUGUUAUAAGUAACCAAGUGGAAGAUCAGGAUGUGAAGAUGACCAAUGAAAACCAAAUUAUUCAACGAGCCAAGAAGAAGCAAGCGGCUGACCCAGCUCUACGUCCAAAGACAUGUAUGACUGACAGAGGAUCAUUUGGGAGAAGAAGGUUUUUAUAAAGAUCUCAUCAUGGUGUUCACUCUGACUGCACGGAAGCUGUCACCAAUAGGAGACCCAGCACAAUUUACACCACAGACUAUGCACACAUCACAGGUGAAAUUUCAGAGCCCUGCAUGCAUUCAUAGCAUCCCAGAUGUCAAUUGACCCAACUUUCUGCUCCACGUUUCUGACGUUAGUGCAACAAACAAAAUAUACUCUUCCCCAUAUUGAAUUUACUGUGUACAGGGUUAUAUUGCAAAGUGACAGAGGAAAUGUUUGGGGAAGAAACUUGAGCAUUCUUUUGUGAAGGAAGAAGGUUGGUAAAAUGCUAAAUAUAUCUAUUGAAUUUGAUUUAUUAGGAAUUAUUUAAUGAAAUAUUUCUAUAUUUAAAGUAUCUCUUAGUCUACUCAUUGCCUCUCCUCCUUCUCAAUCAUGUACUUCGCUGUUUCGGCACACUAGUGCAAAAAUAGUCCUUCCAAAAAACCUGCUUGUAAUUUUAAUAGCUUUUCUUAAAACAUAGCUGUACAAUAAGGCCCUUGAUGAUAGCAAAAAUAUACCAUAUGCAACAUUUAUUGUUUCAAAUUAAAAAAUCUGGUGAAUUCAGUUCUCAUCCUGACAGGUUGGAGAUGUGUGUGGAUUUCAGUCGGUGAUAACUAUGUAAGUAUUUCUUACAUUACAAAAGGUUUAUAAUUAGUUUGUCGUAAAAACCUUUUCAGGUGCACUGAGGUCAUGAAAGGUACUGGAUAAAUUCCAAUAAAACUGUCAGUGUGAUUCUUCCAGAAGUAGGUUUGCUACUGUUUUCUCAACAGCUUUAUGUUGUUUUUAGCUUGAGAAGAGCUGAAGUGAAUGAAAAGUUUUACAAAGAUAAUUUAAGGGAGGAAAGUAUCACACGUUUUAAACUUUGAGUAGAUUGUCUACCCUGGCUAGCAGCCGCACAUGAUAUCACCCUCCCUGUGUUAUAAGACUGUGUUACGAAACUGUUAAGAAGAAAACAGAUAUUAUGAGUUGUAUUGUGUUCCACAAACACUAUUCAAACAGUUCCUCUGCAAAACAUUCUUUCUGAGUCAGGGAACUGAAGUGAAGUUCUGGAAUCACUAGCUCUGAUCUGAGCUGGGAGGCGAGUUGGAGGGAGUCUAGUAUCACAUGAAAAACCUUAAGUCUAUUCGGCGUAUCUGUAAGUGUUUGUUUUUGUUUUUAACUUUAAGUUCAGGUCAAUAACAAUGGGUGCAAUGCAUCUGCACCUCCAGAAUAGGAUUAGCCAAACUCCAGGAUUGACCUGGAAUUCCUUGAACACUACGUGUGUGACACUGGAGAAAACCCAUUGCAGUGUUUUAGAAGUAUAUUUUGCCCUAGUGUUUGCACAUGUCUGAGAGAACUUCACUGAGAGGCAAAGAAUGACAGAUGUCCUUCCAGCCAGUUCAAAACACUCAACUGCAGAGGAGAUGGUGUUUAAGAUCAGUGGAGUUUUGGCUUGAACAUGAACUCAGAUAUUUACAGUAUUUUUUCCAAGAUUUUGAAAUCUUUUACCAGACUCUUCCAACCCAAUGAGUAGGGCAAAGUUGAACUAUCUCAUCCGAAAAACAGCACUUCCAAGAGGACAACAUUCUGUCAGGACAGCACUGUAAUGUCAUGAGAAAUAUGUGUUAAGUGUCUGCACUCAGGUUUAAGCUCAUUCAUGACCUUCUAUAUCACAGACAACAGGUAACAAGAGCCCGUUUGUGAAGGGGAUUGACAGGGCAGACACAGAGGAGUUGUUCCACCUGACUGGGAAAUCUAGAACAUGGGGCACAGUCUCCGAUAGGGAUACAUUUCUUUAGUUAAAGGUUGUGAAUCUUUGGAAUUCUCUACCUCAGAAAGCUGUGGAUGCCCCAUCGUGGAAUCUAUUUAAAGCUGAGAGUUUCUUUUGUCUCAGGGAGUCAAAAUAUAUUAGGGUUUGGCAGAAGAAUUGAGUUGAAGCUAAUGAACAGCCAUUCAAUGGAGGACCGUGCAUGAGGUGUUCUAUAGUCUACUCGUUCCUAAUCCAUAUAAACCCAAGUUAUAAGGCUGAGCUUACCUCUGUAUUCAUGAAAUUGAUAGCACUCCUAUUAAGGUUUGCCAUCACUG